UUCUUCCCACUGAUCACCAAUGUAAGGAACAUUCUUCCCACUGACUAUCAAUGUAAGGGAUCUACUACCCACUGUGCUUAAUGUAAAUUUUAGUUCACAUGGUUAUUUUUCUAUGUCUCACCAGGGUAUUGGAAACCAUUUGAUUUUUUAAUCCAUUGUACAUUCAGUUUCAUCACUACAAAAAGAUAUGGUAAUGGACAUAAAAAAUGAGACUAAAGUGACCAUGUUUGAGUUUUCUGGACUAACUAAUGAUAAAGAACUUGUCCCAUUCCUAUUCAUGUUCGUAUUUUUAGUUUAUCUGGUGACCCUGGUAGGAAACAUGGGGAUAAUAGCUAUUGUGUUUGUCUUCUCCAGUCUUCACACUCCAAUGUAUUACUUCCUGAGUAGUCUCUCUUUGGUGGAUAUCUUCUACUCCUCGGUCAUCACUCCAAAUAUGUUGUCUCAAAUCCCUUCCCUUAAAAAGUCCAUUUCAUUUCUUGGUUGUGCUGCCCAAUGUUACUUCUUUUGUGCAUUAGGGUGCACAGAAGUAAUUCUUCUCUCCUCCAUGUCCUAUGACCGCUAUGUGGCUAUCUGCCACCCUCUCCACUACACCUUGAUAAUGACCAAGAAGAAAUGUUUUGGCUUGGUCCUUUAUUCCUCCUCCAUUAGUUUCUUGCAGUCGAUUGUGCAGACCAGUUGUGUGUUCAGUCUUCCAUUCUGUGGAUCGAACCUUAUUGACCAUUUCUACUGUGACAUCCCACCACUGAUCAGGUUAUCCUGUUCCGAUAAUCUCCAUUGUGAUAUGGUAACUGGCGGACUUGUAGCGGCUUUUGGAAUAUAUACAUUGACAACCAUCUUUAUUUCAUAUGCUUUAAUAUUUCGUUCCAUUUUUAGGAUGACUUCAACUAAGAGCAGGCAGAAGGCCUUCAGUACAUGUUCCUCACAUAUUAUUUGUGUCUCGGUCUUUGUUACAGCUAUUUUCUUUGUGUAUCUUCGUCCUCAUUCUGGGGGAUUUGACAAACAAGACAAGGUGGCCUCUGUCUUCUAUACAGCGGUGUCCCCAAUGUUGAAUCCUCUUAUCUACAGCCUGAGGAACCAAGAGGUGAAGCGGGUUCUUGCUCAAGCACUGCAAAAACAUUUUUGAUAUAGAUUUAAUGCAGCUCAUCUGUAAAGUGCCUGGUACACUUUCUUUAAACUACACACAUUUAUUAGAACAUAUAAAACUGCUAAAAUAAACAUAGCGCCCUCUAGUGUGCAACUAGUGUUGGUAAAUGUAUUUUGUGACUCGUGGUAGUUGGCAGGGUGGCAGGAUCAGCCCUUAGGUAUCAUAGAGCCUGGCCAGCGGGGGAGUCAGGUGGAAGAUGGAGCGCUGAGGUUGGUGUUGUGAGGCCUAGGAGGGGACCCUGGGGCUGGGGGGCUCUGUCUCCAGGCUCAAUCUGAGGAAAAGGGAAGAGAGGAAGCCUAAGAGAUGGAUCUCCGUUAUCUUUGGGUCUUGUGCAAAAGACAUCCUGAGGCCCGAAGACAGGCUU
Molecule: messenger RNA, 1508 nt
Organism: Rana temporaria (common frog)
Lineage: Eukaryota; Metazoa; Chordata; Amphibia; Anura; Ranidae
Product: olfactory receptor 1444-like
Exons: 1
Coding region: 188-1123 (311 amino acids)
Biological process (GO): G protein-coupled receptor signaling pathway; sensory perception of smell
Cellular component (GO): membrane
Molecular function (GO): olfactory receptor activity; G protein-coupled receptor activity; odorant binding
Source: RefSeq, a predicted model, not a curated record